Carassius gibelio (silver crucian carp) is the source of this 2967-nucleotide messenger RNA. Its product is annotated as zinc transporter 1. Gene Ontology annotation, biological process: zinc ion transmembrane transport; intracellular zinc ion homeostasis; detoxification of zinc ion. Gene Ontology annotation, molecular function: calcium channel inhibitor activity; zinc ion transmembrane transporter activity. Gene Ontology annotation, cellular component: endoplasmic reticulum; membrane; Golgi apparatus. The record is from RefSeq and is a predicted model, not a curated record. The transcript has 2 exons. Bases 241 to 1707 code for a protein of 488 amino acids. Lineage: Eukaryota; Metazoa; Chordata; Actinopteri; Cypriniformes; Cyprinidae.
GUCUUUCUCGCUUCGUGUGGAAAGUUCACUGGUCCGGGUGCAAACUUUCAGGCAGCCGUCUGCAGACGGAAGACGGACUCUAUAACUGGACAGAAAUCGGGUCCCCAGCGCUCAUUACACACGGAUCGAAGUGGCGCUUACGGUCUGUCGGUCGAAACGAGUUCAGUUACGAGAUCUUAACCUCGAAGGGCUGUCGUGUUCAUUUAAAGCUUUGUUUCGUGUUCUGCUCGCGGUGGAAUCAUGGCCUGUGCGCCGAACCGGGCGCGCCUUCUGUGCAUGCUGUCGCUCACCUUCGGCUUUUUCAUCGUGGAGGUGGUGGUGAGCCGGGUCACGUCUUCUUUAGCGAUGCUGUCGGACUCCUUUCAUAUGCUGUCGGACGUGAUCGCGCUGAUCGUGGCUCUGGUCGCGGUGCGUUUCGCGGAGAAGACCCAGUCCACACACAAAAACACGUUCGGCUGGAUCCGGGCCGAGGUGAUGGGCGCGCUGGUCAACGCCGUGUUCCUCACCGCGCUCUGCUUCACCAUCAUCCUGGAGGCCAUCGAGCGCUUCACGGAGCCUAAGGAGAUCGAGCAGCCCUUGGUGGUGAUCACGGUGGGGGUUCUGGGGCUGCUGGUCAACCUGCUCGGGCUCUGUCUCUUUCACGGACACGCCGGAGGCGGAGGACACGGACAUUCCCACGGAGAACGCAAGAACGGGAAGGUUCGCCGGUGUGAGACGCUGGAGGACGGUCGGUCCGCGGCCGAGGAGACCAAUAAUCUGGUCGGGGAUAACAACAGCCCAAAUAGUGUUAAUCACGACAAGAAAAAAGCCGAUAAAUCAGAGAUGUGUCCCAGUGACAGCCUGGAUUUGCAGAUUAACAGCAGCGAUCCGUACGAAGAGCUUGACAAUGGACAAGACUCGGCAUCCCAGCUCAACAUGCGGGGGGUUUUCCUGCACGUCCUGGGCGACGCUCUCGGCUCAGUCAUCGUGGUGAUCAACGCCACCAUCUUCACCUUCGUAUGGAAGCCAUGCCCCCCGGGCAUUACCUGUGAGAACCCUUGUGUAGACCAACUAUGCGCAGGCCCUAUACUCAAUAGCAGCAGUGCAGCAUCCAACACCCCCUUACAUGUAGCGGGACCCUGCUGGGUAUUGUAUCUCGACCCCACCCUCUGCAUCAUUAUGGUCUUCAUCCUUCUCUACACCACAUACCCAUUGUUGAAGGAGUCUGCACUUAUCCUGCUACAGACCGUACCCAAGCAAAUCGACAUGCAUCAGCUCAAAGCUCGCCUGCAGGAUCUGGAGGGUGUGCUGGCGGUGCACGAGCUGCACAUCUGGCUGCUAGCAGGCAGUCGCAUCAUUGCCACCGCGCACAUUAAAUGCCAAGACCCCACGUCCUACAUGGACGUAGCCAAGCGCAUCAAGGACUUUUUCCACAAUGAGGGCAUCCACGCUACAACCAUUCAACCGGAAUUCGUAUCGAUGAACUCGGAGUCUCGCAUUUCACUCUGCGAGCUCUCCUGUAGAACGCAGUGCGCCCCGAAGCUCUGCUGUGGAUCCGCCGAUGCUGCAAAGCCUCCUGAUGGAGCCGCAGAACCGAAGAAACCAUGUGAAGCUAUAACCCCAACGGUAACCAGUACUACAUCUGCUGCAUCUCUGGAGAUCAUCAGUGAGUCUGUGGAGGAAACAAGCAGGCCAGAAUCCGUUAGGGGUGUGGAAUCGUCAUUGUAAUUGGGGAGCAGGUUCGGUUCUGUUCUCUUAAGGGCGCUGAUGUAUAUUGGCUCAGCUGACUGAUUUCUGCAAUGCUGGGAGAAGAACUGAGCCCUAAUGCACUCAUGAUAACACACACACAUAUAUAUACAUAACGAUACCACUCCAACAUAAAGACAAUAUAAUAGGCUGGAGACCUAGGCUGGCCUCCUCUUUUCAUGUAUCCUCUCCUCUGUCUGUGCCAAAGCUUCUUUUCAUACAGGACACCAGACACUUGCGUCUUUCCUGUGGAUUGUAACGCAACGACAUGCAAUUUUAAUGUUCAGCUGCUGGACCAAGUAGAAAUUUCUGGACCAGUUUUUUUUUCAUCCUUCAUACUAGUUUUUUUUUUUUUAACUUUCAGUCUUGUGACAACUGUAUUAAUUUACGUAUUUAAGUUAUUGUGAAUUUUUUUCAAAAAGCUUUUUGUGAGAUUUACAUUUGGUGAUAUUAGAGAUUAAAAAAAAAAAGAAUUUUUGCCUUUCACAACCAAUGAUCUGUACGUUAAUCAAGUAUUUUUUUAGAUGAUGUUUUUCAAAGAUUGCUAUUCAGUCUUUCACUUUUUUUGUUUAGAAAAUCGUUUUUAUUAGACAUCAGAAGACCUGUGGACCAUAUUUCAUGCCUAGAAUUCAAACUGUUGUGUUAUAGUGCUGAAUCUAGUCAGGGUAGGAACAAGACAAACCUUCUUAUAUUGGUAUUUAUAAAAACUGAUGCCUCGUUUAUUUUAUUGCUGUCAAUCAAAACAAGAGGUGAAAAUGCUGUGUUUUUUAAUUUUAUUUUUUUAUGUGGGACUUCUGGAUGGUGAUAUUUUUUUGUCCAUGCUGUCAUAAAAAUGAAGGGACCUCCUUAGAUUUGUGGAAACCAUUAAUUUGUGCAUGACCAAAUAUACAUAAGAUUAUAUGGAAAGCUUUGAGAAACCAAACAAAAUUUGUAAACCAAAAGACAAGGGAGUACAUACAUUUAGUCGCACAUCUUCUCAGUGGCCUUCAGUAUGAAAAAAGCAUCUACUAUCAGCUCUUCACAACAAUAUUUAUAUCUGCAAACUUUAGCAUUUAGUGAAAAUAUGCCAUUUAUGGGGAAAAAAAGAAGUACUAGUCUUUAUUAUUAGUUGUUGUGAAUUUCUCCUGAGGGAGUGUUUGUAUCACUGAAUAUUAUAAAUUACUAUGCCAUCUGAAAUGUUUUUGAUAUAUUACUGUCAAAUGUGUCAUUGUGAAUUAAAGAUACUUGUUUGGUAUUGUUUGA